AUGGCAACUGGACCCCCACCCUGUGGCAUCUGUGAGGUCACCCUGCCUUUCCUGGAUGGAGGAAUGGAUGGAGGCCAGAUCCUGCCUUCUCAGCUUCUGCUGCGGGUUGGGAGGCUUUCUGCACUGCUGAUCCAGAACCGGACUCACUUGUACCACUUUCUGCUCCUGAAGAUGGCCAUCUUUCAGCACUGGGUGUUGGGGCUGGCCCAGGAAGCCCGGGGUUCAGGCAGCGACCAGGCCUGCUUGCUUCCGGAAGUCAUCGUCACCUAUGCUCUGAGCUUGGCCGUUCGAGGUGGACUGACAUUGGUGUGGGUCCCCAUGUGGCUGCUGCUCUGGGGACCCAGGCUGGCNUNCAGAGUUGGGAUGUGCUGCACCCGCACUGUGAGGCUGGCCCUGGGGCACCUCUGUGCCUGUGUAUCUCUGGGUCUGUCUCCAGCUACCUUCAGGGACCUGUUUCUGUCCUGCCUGCACAGCCUGAUGCUGGUGGCUUUGCUGCCACUGCUGCUAAGCUGGAAACUGAUGAAGAAAACCUAUCACUUUAGUCUGGGCUGGCUCCCCAUCCAGAAUUCUGUGUUGCUGGAAGCCCUGGUCCUGCUGAGAGGCCUUUACCUGUGGGUGGAGCACAGGACCACACUCACUUCCUGGAACCUGGCCUAUCUUGUCACUUGGAUGACCUGCCUUGCUUCCCACCUGCUUCAAGCUGCCUUUGAACACACAACCCAACUGGCCCAGGCCCAGGAGGUCAAAUCCCAGGAGACCUCAGGGACCCCACCUCAGUUCUUCAUUCCAGAAUCCUCCAUCACUGAGUCUGGACCCCUCCCACCCCAGCCUGAAACCCCCGGAGAAUAAAUGUGUCCCCCGCCUGCC
This is a messenger RNA of Mus pahari (shrew mouse), 867 nucleotides long. RefSeq names its product transmembrane protein 270 (gene Tmem270). The coding region runs from base 1 to 849 and encodes 282 amino acids. The record is from RefSeq and is a predicted model, not a curated record. Lineage: Eukaryota; Metazoa; Chordata; Mammalia; Rodentia; Muridae. The transcript has 3 exons.